Messenger RNA from Phytophthora sojae, 264 nucleotides. RefSeq lists its product as hypothetical. The coding region runs from base 1 to 264 and encodes 87 amino acids. The transcript has 2 exons. The record is from RefSeq and is a predicted model, not a curated record. NCBI's taxonomy places the organism in Eukaryota, Oomycota, Peronosporomycetes, Peronosporales, Peronosporaceae.
AUGCCUCGUCUUCACUCCCGAACUGCAUGCAAGCCUGGCUGGGAGCCCGUGGCGUACAAGUAUCAUCGCGGCAUCCUGUGUGAUAGCGAGCUUGCCCACUUGAAUCGGCGCGUGCAUGGCCAAGUUUCGGCCCACGGCGCGUUCAACCACGCAGGCUGCGGUAAGGCAGACGAAGCUGGGGAUGAGGACGAGAACCAGGAGCAGAAUGCUGCCGCGCAGUCAUCCAAGUCACCACCAAAUGAGGUGGAGCACAUGCUGCUCUAA